AUGUCUAUCUACUGUGUUGACCCUUUACUGUUUAACAAACAUUUACGCCGCGUGUUUGACGCACAAAGAUCACAUACCUUGCGCGAUCGAUAUCGCCUCAACAUGGACAGUUGCGAAGAUACCACUAAAAGCCAUUCGGGCCAGGUCCGAAUUUUGUUGCAGACCAGAACGCACCUUCCGCUUGGUGCGGAAUACGGCGACAAGAUUGAAUUCAUGAAGAAUCUAGCCUGCCAGCAUCUUUGGAAACGAGACUUUGACCCUUCGCAAGAACGCUGGUAUCCUUACAGUACUGUAUUCGGUCUGGCAGAUCGCUUAUGCUUUCUCCUGAUCGAUCAUUUCGGCUAUGAUCAUGCCCAGACCAGGCACACGUGCCAUUGUUAUGGGUUAAAUGGACUGGAGAGGCUCUUAUUCAGUUACACGAAGAACUCCCUUCUCGGAUUCGCAAAGAACUCAAAUCAUGGCCAUUCACAUGGGAGGGAGCCAGAUGGUACUUGGAGUCCCGUAAACCACCGACUUAUAAUUAAGUCUUUUUUACAAAAUGGGAUACCCAUCUGCGACACUCAUAUUGCUUUUGUAAAGAAGUAUCCGGAGCACGCAAAGUGGCUUAGGGAUCACCUGGAGGAGCAUCUAUGGGCUAAGCUUGAGCCACACUGUGAGCUGCCCGCUGAGGCCGAAAGUCUAUGCACACUGAAAAGGGAUGGGGAUUAG
Molecule: messenger RNA, 708 nt
Organism: Emericellopsis atlantica
Lineage: Eukaryota; Fungi; Ascomycota; Sordariomycetes; Hypocreales; Bionectriaceae
Exons: 4
Coding region: 1-708 (235 amino acids)
Source: RefSeq, a predicted model, not a curated record